AUGUUAAAGCUGAUAAGUACAACUCGGAAGAAUUAUCAUACAUGGUUUCGACUUCAUUCCAAAGCAACCAUUAUUAAAGAAGGUGUGUCCAGAUAUGUGGCCGCAAAUAUGUUCUUUGACGUCGUCGAUGAAGAGGACAAAUUACAUGGCAUGGGCAAAAGUUCACGGUCUUUGAGAUAUGAAAUAUGGUUGAUAUGCCAAAGUUCGUUUGUACUAACAGCCGACGGAACUCGUCCUCGCAUGGUAGUGGCUUCUUCUGACGUUGAUGACCGAGGCGCUCUCGGCAGAUUAAUGAAGCUUGGGCAGAGAUAG
This is a messenger RNA of Plasmopara halstedii, 312 nucleotides long. RefSeq lists its product as uncharacterized. The record is from RefSeq and is a predicted model, not a curated record. Bases 1 to 312 code for a protein of 103 amino acids. The transcript has a single exon. NCBI's taxonomy places the organism in Eukaryota, Oomycota, Peronosporomycetes, Peronosporales, Peronosporaceae.